Molecule: messenger RNA, 2129 nt
Organism: Heterotrigona itama
Lineage: Eukaryota; Metazoa; Arthropoda; Insecta; Hymenoptera; Apidae
Source: the annotation of a GenBank genome assembly
UAAAUAUGGAGAUACAAUAUAUCGAUUAUUUCACAAUUAAAUAGUGCUAUCGAUAGUUGACAGUACUGUGCAUUUAAUCUAUAGAAAAACAAUAAACUUAGUUACAAAUGUGAAAGUUGUUAUUACACAAUAAAGUAACUUGGAAUAAUAAUUUCUUUUUCGUAUAAGUAUGGAUGAAAACGAUAGUCUUCCAGUAAUAGGUAUUCCAAAUGUUCCUAAGCAUCUACAUAUAACUGGAAGUUGGCUCAAUAGUAACAGAAUUGGCAUAUAUAAAAAAUUAGCUAAAGGAAGUUUGGAAAAAUAUGAUCCGAUGGUAUAUAUUUUAAAACCAGAAAUAAUUUUAUUUUCACCACAAUUACGUAAAUUAGUGAAUGAGAGUAACGGUGUCUUUCUGUCCAUUCAAAAAAUAAAAUCUGUUUCUGGAGAUGUUAGACCAGAACUUUUAAAACAUAGCAAGCAAUACAGGUCUAUUUUGAGAGCAUGCAUAGAAAGUUUGCAAGACAUUUGUGGAAAAUGUUUGUCAGAUAAGAAAGAAUCACUAGAAAAUUUUCUGACCAUUUUUUAUCAAAUAGAAUGUGUUUGGCACUUGAUUGAAAUUCUUUAUGUAGAUGUAGUGCCAGGGGAUGUAAUUUUACCACAGCUGUUAGAGUGGAUUAGAUUUCACUUUCCAUCUAGAGAACUUGUAGCAGUUAAAAUAUUAGCUCAGAAGACAAUCGGCGCUGAUUUGGAGUAUCCAAAUUAUUGGGAAGCUGUAAUAGGCUGUGCAUUACAUGGAAAGUUAGAUUUAGUGAGAGCUUUAUUGACAUUACAUAGUAAAGCAGAUCACCCUGCUUUUGUAAUGGCAGAAAAUGUUCUUAAAACAAUGCCUAUCUAUAAUGUAUAUGGUGGUUAUUCUGUAGAUGGAUUUACUACAUGUUGGAAACGUUGGCAACUAGAGUUAUGUUCAAAUUUAAACAGUAAAGCUUUUAUUGUUGACACUAAUUUGGAAAUGAUUAUGAAGUUAAUUGCAGGAGAGCAAGAUAUGCUGUGGCAAUUUUCACAAUAUACAGAUGCUUGGUAUGAAUUGUUGGCAGCAAAAUUAUUUUAUACCUCUCCGUGUUGUAAGCAACCUGAACUUUCUCUUCAUGCUAAUAAUAUUUCCAAAAGAUGGCAAGCUAAUAGACCUUCUGAUAAUGCUAUACGUGCUGUGAUGGAAAGCAACUUGCACCAUGUUAUUAAAGAAAUACAAUACAUGGGUGAUAAUGGAUGGUUUGCUGCUCAUUUGGUAGAUUUAUUAUAUGCUUGUGGAAAACUUAAAAUAUUGGAUAGAGACCAAGUGGAAGUCAGUAAUCAACUUCAUGAAUCUCUUAUAUUGGAAUAUGGCAACACACUAAUGGGACAUCACUCUUUAUGGCAAUGUGGUGCAAGUUACUUGAUACAUUGUCCUGCUCAAGGUUUAGCGAGACUAGAGAUACUAUUACAAUCACUACCAAUGGGAUCAGAAGCAAGAGUAAAUAAGAUCCUGGACAUAGCACGAGAUAAUAAGAUGGAUCAUAUAGUUACUAGUAUUUGUAAAAUUCAGGGACUGAAGUCUAUGAAACAAGGAAGAUUGGGCAAUGCGCUUGCAUGGGCAUUAAAAGCACAGGAUAGUGGUUUUAUAACAUAUAUCGCAGAUCAAUUUUUAAAGCGUUAUGCAGAAUAUGGAGAAUUGGAUUGUCGUGACUUAUUAGAAAAUUUAGGUUUUUGUAUGAUGGCUAGUGAUAGACUCACAUUUUUGGCUUUUGGUCAAUACUUUUGUCGGAUGCUAUUCCACUAUUAGAAGCGAAAGAUGUAAUUUUGUCUUCCAGUGAUUGUUUUGAAUUAUUACGUUGCGUAGAAGCACAUGGAGACGACCUAAAAUUUCAAAAUAAAAUUGAAAUUUUCCGACUAGCUGUCGCCAGGAAUCUGGCUCGAGCAUUGAGUCUUGAAGGCUGCCAAGUGGAACAUUAGAAGAUUUAUUACCAAUUUAUUAUGUUAAAGAGUUUUCUAAUUUUUUAAUUAAAAAAAAUUUCUAUACAUAAUUAUUAAUGUAUUUCAUUGAAUCAUAGUACAUCUCCUUAAUGUUAUAGAUAUAACGAUAAAAUUUGUAAAUAAAUAUUUUUACAUACUGA